UAUUAUUAACGUUGUUUCCUCUUUUUGAUUUUCUAGUCUUUCAAGUUUUUUCUACCAUAGAUUUGGACUUAUAAGUAUUUAAUCUUUGGUUAUUUUAAUUUAUGUUAAAUUAAAGUAAUAUUGUCUAAGUUUUUUAUUUUUUUACAAAAUAUGGCUCCUGGUGGUGGUGUUAGUAGUUGCAAAGAACUUGUAGAAUCAUGGCAAAAAGUUUCAAGAUUUGAUACAACAAAUAUACAUGAUGAGCUAGAGAAAAGUAUUACAUGUAUUGGUGAAAAGUUUCAAAAGUGUUCAAUCCAUGAGUUGCUUGAGUGUCCAAUUUGUAGAAGGUUCAUGUAUCCUCCAUUUUACCAGUGUCCAAAUGGUCAUACACUAUGCACAAACUGCAAAAUUGAAGCAACAGAUUUCUGUCCAACUUGCAAAGUUGAACUUGGAAACAUAAGGUGUUUAGCCUUAGAGAAAGUAGCAGAGUCACUUGAACUGCCCUGCAGACAUCAAAAUCUUGGCUGUCACAAAAUAUUACCUUACUAUCGAAAGCUCAAACACGAAAGACAUUGCAAAUUUAGGCCUUACCACUGUCCUUACGCGGGAUCAGAAUGCUCGAUAAAAGGGGACAUUCCAACACUCAUGUUGCAUCUCAAGGAGGAUCACAAAGUUGAUAUGCAUAGUGGCUGCACGUUCAAUCAUCGAUAUGUUAAAUCAAAUGCACAACAAGUUGACAAUGCAAUAUGGAUGCUAACAGUUUUCGACUGUUUUGGAAGACAAUUUGUCUUACAUUUUGAGGCGUUUUCACUAGGUAUGACACCGGUAUACAUAGCUUUUCUGCGAUUCAUGGGAGAGGACAACGAGGCCAAAAUGUUCAACUAUAGUCUACAAGUUGGUGGUUAUGGCCGUAAGUUAACAUGGCAAGGUGUUCCUAGGAGUAUACGAGACAGUCAUGGUAAAGUCCGCGAUUGUCAAGAUGGACUAAUUAUUCCGAGAAGCUUAGCAUUUUUCUUCUCAGGUGGGAACGGAGAAGAGCUUACGUUGAAGGUCAUAGGUCGUAUAUGGAAAGAGAGUGCCUAAGCUAUUGUAUAGUGUCGACUCUUCAGAAGAUCACUUUUGAAGAGAACGGUUGUGUAUGGUACGAGGGAAAAACACGUUUUCCCCUGUACCAAACACAAACCAAAAUAUGUAAGUUGGAAGUCAUAGUACUCUAAUUUGAAUGAACUAAAGUUUUGAUUUGUUCAUUUGGAAAAAAAAAUAUGUCAUUCUAACCUUUCA
Molecule: messenger RNA, 1260 nt
Organism: Solanum lycopersicum (tomato)
Lineage: Eukaryota; Viridiplantae; Streptophyta; Magnoliopsida; Solanales; Solanaceae
Product: E3 ubiquitin-protein ligase SINAT2
Biological process (GO): multicellular organism development; ubiquitin-dependent protein catabolic process
Cellular component (GO): cytoplasm
Molecular function (GO): zinc ion binding; protein binding; ubiquitin protein ligase activity
Source: RefSeq, a predicted model, not a curated record